GUUAAUAUUUCUGUAACAACAAGAAUGGUUUAACUCAGAAAUUAUUACUCAUUCUAUUUCCAAAUGAUCCAUGUUUUAAAAAAAAAAUUCAGACAAAAUAUAUAUUUGUACAUUUUAAUGCAUUUUAUUAGAUAAUAAUGGUAAAUUUCAAAUUUUGAAAAAUUAAUUGUUAUUAAAAUUUGCUUUACAUAAUUUUUUUUGAAAAAUAUGUAAUCACAAAACAAUGCAUAGUAGAAACUUAUGAUAUUUUUUAAAAUGUAUGUGAAAAUUGUAAAACAUAUUUUUAAACAAAAUGAGUAAUAUUAUUUUUUGAAAAAGUUUGGAAAAUAAAGAAAAACCGGUCGCCUCUCUUUCAGAACCAGGGAGUUAGGUUUAUCGUCACCUUCCUUCCAUCUCUCUCCCUCUCUCAGACCACGAUUCCGUUGCAAGGGUUUAGGGUUUUACAGUGAAAUGACUUUCUUUCUAAUUCAUAGCUUGUGAAUGCGUAGAUCCAUUUCGUCUGGGUCCGCUUCGAUAACUAAAAGGUUCCUUCUUUCUAAACAUCCCCUGCAUAUAGCUCCUCCCUCCUCUAGACUCUGUGGUUCACGAGCUUUCUCUAAUCACCGAGACACUCCGAGAAGCGAUCUCCACAAUCUCCACCUCGACGAAGCUCUUGAGCUAUUCACUCGCAUGUCUCACUCCCGUCCCCUCCCUUCCUUGGGCGAUUUCACCAGACUACUCACCGCAAUCGCCGCAAUGGAGGAGGACGAGGAGGAGAGAUACGACGUCGUGGUCUCUCUCUUCGACCAGAUGCGAAGAAUCGGAGUCUCGCCUCUUCUCUACACUUGCAACAUCGUAAUCAACUCUUUAUCCCAAUCCUCUCGGCCUUAUUACACAGCUUUCGCCUUUCUUGGGAAGAUGACGAAGCUUGGGUUCGAGCCUGACGUGUUCACGUUCACUUCUCUGAUCAAUGGUCUCUGUUAUAGGAAUAGAGUUGAUGACGCUGUAGCUUUGUUUGUUAAGAUGGUGGAGAUCGGGUGUAGUAGGCCUAAUGUUGUCACCUACACGACUCUGAUUCACUGUCUUUGCAAGAACAGACACGUGGAUCACGCGGUGGAACUAUUCAACCAGAUGGAAAGGGACGGGGUUCGAGCCAAUGUUGUUACUUACAACUCUUUAGUAAAAUGUCUUUGCGAUUGUGGUAGAUGGGGUCACGCAGCUCUGCUUCUGAGAGAUAUGAUGGAGAGGAGAAUCCGCCCGAAUGUGAUCACUUUCUCCGCGUUGAUCGACGCGUUUGCGAAAGCUGGGAAGGUUCUGGACGCUGUGGAACUGUUCGACGUGAUGAGGGAGAUGUCUAUAGAGCCUAACGUUUUCACUUACAACUCUUUGAUCAAUGGGUUUUGCAAGCACGGUCGUUUAGAAGAAGCUAUGAGUAUGUUUAACUUGAUGGAGAGAAAGGGCUGCGUGCCGGAUAUAGUGACUUAUACUACUCUCAUACAUGGAUUCUGCAGGUCCAAGAGGGUAGAGGACGGUGUGAGACUCUUUAACGAGAUGUCCUUGAAAGGACUAGCUGCCAACACAGUCACUUACACGGUCUUUAUCCAAGGUUAUUGUCUAGUUGGCAAACCUAUCGUUGCGCAAGAAGUGUUCAACCAGAUGGGUUCUUCUUACAAUGCGCCUCCCGAUAUCAGGACCUACAACGUUCUGCUAGAUGGGCUGUGCUGUAACGGGAAAGUAGAGAAAGCGUUGAUGAUAUUUGAGUACAUGCGGAAGAGAGAAAUGGAUGUUAGUAUUGUUACGUAUACUAUUGUGAUUCAAGGGAUGUGCAAGGCGGGGACUAAUCCAUGAAGCUGAUGCGUUGUUUAGAAAAAUGAAAGAAGAUGGGUUCUUACCAAAUGAGCGUGUGUCUUAAGUAGGUGAACUCAUGCGGAGUUAGAGAUACCAUGAUGCUUUUGAUCUCAAGCAGUUUCGGGAGAGGACACACAGGUUAUAGUAUAUUACAGGUUAGAAACUCAUUGCUUCAGGAUAAUGUAUGUUGUAUUGGAUAUAAUUAAUAAUUGUUGUGGAUUGUAACUUUGUAGGUGCAGUUUAGAUUUGCCAUACCUCGACAGACAUGAAUUCUGUAAUGAUUCAUGGUACAAGGAGAUGGCAUCUUGACAGUUUUUUUUCCGUUGAAGACUUGUUUCUACCUUCAAGGUUCUGCAUUAUUGAAGUGGAAUAGUAUUUCUCUAGAAAUAUAAUCAAUGUAUAGAUAAAUAGAUAGACGAGAAGGUAUGUGUGUAGGACAUGUAAAGAUUGGUCAAGAAGCUUGUUGAGCUUUGUGUCUUGUGAAUCUCUACUUGUGUAAGAGGAUUUGGAUUUUGUGAAAGAAAUCCUUUUUGGACUUUACUAAAUGUAAACUACUACAUCAAGAGGGGAUACAAUAAACGGAAUUAUCCGAUUUAAACCAAACAAAACCCGGUUCAAUCCCAGUUUCCUUAUAAUUUGGACUUGAAAAUGCUAAGAAAUCCAUAAUUUAGUUAUAUAUAUUUUUUUAAAGGUAUAUUUUUGGUGAAGAUAAGAAUACAGUAAUUUGGUCAAGCAGAAGGUGAUAUUUAUUUGAAUUUUGACAAAUGAGAGUAUUUUUGU
This is a messenger RNA of Brassica rapa (field mustard), 2607 nucleotides long. RefSeq names its product putative pentatricopeptide repeat-containing protein At3g16710, mitochondrial. The record is from RefSeq and is a predicted model, not a curated record. Gene Ontology annotation, molecular function: protein binding. NCBI's taxonomy places the organism in Eukaryota, Viridiplantae, Streptophyta, Magnoliopsida, Brassicales, Brassicaceae.